Messenger RNA from Sipha flava (yellow sugarcane aphid), 503 nucleotides. RefSeq lists its product as uncharacterized. Bases 24 to 443 code for a protein of 139 amino acids. NCBI's taxonomy places the organism in Eukaryota, Metazoa, Arthropoda, Insecta, Hemiptera, Aphididae. The transcript is spliced from 2 exons. The record is from RefSeq and is a predicted model, not a curated record.
UGUCAAUAUAAAUAACAGACAACAUGAAUUCAGUUCAAUAUCUGGUUUUUAUUGGUGUAGUAUUAGUACAUUCAACUUAUCAGUUGACUAUAUCUACUGAACAAUGGAAACCAACAGAUGCAAAUCAAUAUUACAAUCAAUUAUUAGAACAUUAUUUAGCAAGUUAUUAUAAUUAUUUAAACCAACAAAAUUUUGUUUUAAAUCAUCAAAAAAUAAAUUAUUCAAACAAUAUUGUAAAUACCAGUCCAGUCUAUCCAAGUAUCACAAAUACUACCAUUCCAAUCGAUCAACUCAAAAUCAAAGAUAGAUUAUUAAAUGAAAAACCGAUUACUGUAAAACCAACAUUUCUUAAAAAAAACAAAGUACAACAUUACACACCUAUUGUAAAAAGAACAAGACCAGAAUUCAAAUCCAUUUUUCAUAAAGCUAAUAGCAAAAUUUAAUAAUUAUAAGUAAAUUAUUAAUUUAUUGAUAAAUUGUAUGAAUAAAUAUUAAACAAAUAU